AUGUUUUGGGUUUUACGCGAUGGCACCGGUUACUUGCAGUGUGUUCUGAACGAUGUUUUGAAUCCCACUCUUCAAUUGCAGUGCCAGUGCUAUGAUGCUGUCACUCUGAACACUGAAAGUGCGGUAGAAGCUUACGGAAUUAUCAAGAAUGUGCCGGAAGGAAAACAAGCUCCAGAUGGCCACGAACUGGUGGUAGAUUACUGGCGACUGAUUGGCGAUUCUCCUCCUGGAGGCAUUGAUAACGUUCUAAAUGAAGAGGCGGGUGUUGAAGUGAUGCUAGACAACCGACAUCUCGUCAUACGUGGUGAAAAUGCCUCACGAAUAUUGCGCAUUCGAGCCGCAGUUACUCGUGCAAUGCGUGAACACUUCUAUCAUGCGGGAUACACCGAAGUUUGCCCACCAACUCUUGUGCAAACUCAGGUCGAAGGUGGAUCAACUUUGUUUGCCUUAGACUACUUCGGUGAACCGUCAUAUUUAACGCAAUCUUCUCAACUAUACCUGGAAACGUGCAUUGCUUCGUUAGGAGAUGUUUACUGCAUUGCUCAGUCAUAUCGAGCCGAAAAAUCGCGCACACGCCGGCAUCUGGCCGAAUAUGCUCAUGUGGAGGCUGAGUGCCCUUUUAUCACUUUCGAUGAACUCAUGGAUCGUAUUGAGAAUAUAGUGUGUGACACUGUUGAUCGACUACUUGCAGACCCUGUCGUCAAAGCGACUAUGUAUAGUAUGAAUCCACACGAUAUACCUAACGAACAUGGCGAAAAAUUCCGUCAUGGUGAUGACAUCGCUGAAGCAGCAGAGAGGAAGAUGACUGAUACAAUUGGCAUGCCAAUCUUGCUCAACAGAUUUCCAGCUGCUCUCAAAUCGUUCUAUAUGUCACGUUGCAAGGACGACAAUGAGCUUACUGAGUCUGUAGAUCUAUUAGUUCCUGGUGUCGGUGAAAUAGUCGGUGGAUCAAUGCGUAUAUGGCAAGAAGAGGAGCUUUGCGAAGCAUUUGGCAGAGCUGGAAUCGAUCCUAAAAAUUACUAUUGGUACGUGGAUCAACGAAGGUAUGGUGCUGUACCACAUGGAGGUUAUGGUUUAGGAUUGGAACGGUUCAUAUGCUGGUUAGCCAAUGUGCAUCAUAUUCGGGAUGUCUGUCUGUAUCCUCGAUUUAUCGGACGAUGUGCUCCUUGA
This is a messenger RNA of Angiostrongylus costaricensis, 1170 nucleotides long. The record is from the annotation of a GenBank genome assembly. Lineage: Eukaryota; Metazoa; Nematoda; Chromadorea; Rhabditida; Metastrongylidae.